Messenger RNA from Mobula hypostoma (lesser devil ray), 6047 nucleotides. RefSeq names its product dipeptidase 2 (gene dpep2). The record is from RefSeq and is a predicted model, not a curated record. Gene Ontology annotation, biological process: proteolysis. Gene Ontology annotation, molecular function: metallodipeptidase activity. NCBI's taxonomy places the organism in Eukaryota, Metazoa, Chordata, Chondrichthyes, Myliobatiformes, Myliobatidae. The transcript has 14 exons. The coding region runs from base 904 to 2166 and encodes 420 amino acids.
CUCUGACCAGAUGUUGCAGCAGUCAAUUAAUGUGGCUGAUCAAUUUCAUCUGCUGGCCCGUGGUGAUUCCCAGGAUCAUGCUGGUGUGCAAGCUGAGGUAAAAAGGUUGUCGACCCCUGUAUUGUAAUGUGGAAAGGACUGGAAGGUCGAGAGCAGAAUACAUCAUAAUGAAGUGAAUGUGCAAAGAGAGACAGGCAAUACCUCUCCAAAAAGCACAGAGAAGACUGGUGCUCGGGGCUCUGCUUCCGUCUAAACACUUGGGAUAGCAGAUUUUUGGGAUGUGAGAAGAAACUGGGGCACCUGGAAGAAACUUACAGGAUCACAGAGAGAACGUGAAGAUCCUGCAUAGAAAGCACCCAAGGUCAGGAUCAAAUCUGGGUCCCAGGAGCAACAAGGCAGCAGCACCAAUGAUUGUACUAUCAUAUCAGCCGCCAUAAUAGAGUGGCACCUUUCACAGCAAGUGUAUGAAAAUCUCUGGGAGAACACAUUGACCAGAGGAAACGCAACAGUGGAAAUAGCUGAAAUAUCAAAGGUAUCUCGCCGCCCAAAGCUUCGCUGUCUUCGACUAAUUCUUGCACUGAUAAGCGCUCAACCAGUUUCCGGAAAACUAGCCACUCUUGGGCGAUUAUUGCGGUCAGGCAAUGAGAUUGUGAGAGGUAUCACGCUUAAUGCUGCAAGCCAGCCUCUCCACCCACAUGCACUCUCCGGCAGGUCCUAGGCUGGAGCGGCACCAGCGGAAGGAGAGAGGCAGCGUCCCCGCUCGGUACGGCGCCAGGUCUCAGACGGAAAGGAGCGGAGACUCGGAGUUGCAGAGGACAAGGUUAAUGGCACAGACAACUUGGAUUUAAAGAGGUAGUGUCUCUUUGUAUUCUCCACUCCAAAAUAAGGGACUUCAUCAACACCAUGGCUUUCUGGACAUUAUUUCAUCCAAGUUUAUGCCUGCUUUUGCUACUGUCCACCAGACCAGUGUCCACAAGAGAGGGGUCAGAAAAGGAACAUGUGAAAGAAAUAAUGCGAGCAGCCCCGUUGAUUGAUGGCCACAAUGAUUUAGCACUCCAGCUAAGAAAGUACUUUAGCAACAACCUGACUGCAGUUGAUCUGAAUACUCUGACCAAGACCCGUACAAAUGUUAACAAAUUGAAAGAAGGAAAUGUGGGAGCUCAGUUGUGGUCUGCAUAUGUCCUAUGCUCCUCCCAGAAUAAGGAUGCAGUUCGCUUAACCCUGGAACAAAUCGAUGUCAUCAAACGGAUGUGCAGGAAGUAUCCAGAAUUUGAAUUUGUCACAUCUUCAGAAGCCUUGAACAACACUAAAAAGAUAGCCUGUCUGAUCAGUAUUGAAGGAGGACACUCAAUUGACAGCAGUUUGGCAACCUUAAGAAUGUUUUAUGAACUUGGAGUACGUUCGAUGUCCUUGACCCACAAUUGCCACACACCCUGGGCGAAAAGUGCAGUAAUUAGUCGUGCUAACAUUUAUGACAUAAACACGAAUUUAACACAGUUUGGUCAGGAGGUGGUACUGGAGAUGAAUCGACUGGGGAUGAUAAUAGAUCUUUCCCACACUGCCACAGACACAGCAGAGAUGGUCCUAAAGGUUUCCCAGGCUCCGGUCAUAUUCAGUCAUUCAUCAGCCUAUGCCAUCUGCAAGCAUCCCCGGAAUGUUCCAGAUAAGCUUCUUCACUUGAUCAAAGAGAAAGAAGGUCUCGUGAUGGUGAACUUUUACCCUGGUUUUGUGGCCUGUCAGGAGCUGGCAAACAUUUCUCUAGUUGCAGAUCACUUUGACCACAUCAAGAAGAUCGCUGGAUAUCAGUCGGUUGGAAUAGGGGGGGACUAUGAUGGUGCUUCCGGUUUUCCUCAGGGUCUCGAAGAUGUGUCAAAAUAUCCUGCACUCAUAGAAGAAUUGCUGAAGCGGAACUGGCUGGAAAAAGAAUUGAAAGCUGUAUUGCGAAAUAACUUUCUCCGUGUUUUCCAGAGAGUUGAAGAGGUUAAAGAGGAUCUGAAGAAGUUGCCACCCAGUGAAAAGGAAAUUCCCUACGAGGAAGUUAAGAAUCCUUGUCGCUUGAAUCUCAGGAAUCCUUUCCCAUCUCAAAACGGGUCAAAAAGCAAAAUAAUGGACACUACUUUCAUCACCCUAUCGGCCAUUAUUGUCACCACCAUUUGCACCAUCUGAACUGAACAGUGAAUCCAAUCAAAGAUUCUUGGCAAUAAAGCACUUCCAAAUGUUUCUGUGGAGAAGUGAAAUAAACAUAAACUUAUUACAGUCAGAAGUAGAGAGGGAUAAAUCAGUCCCUAACUAAAAUAGAUGUCUCAAAUUCAUUAAUUUCUGAUUCCCACAACAAAAUGAGAAUAUUGAAAAACUCAACAAAUCUCUUCCUUUUACUUUAUCCUGGUGGUUUUCUGACAAAAGGAUGCUUAGUAAGUGGGAGGCCUUCAAAAGUGAUAUUUUGAGAGUACACUUUGUAUGUUUUUGUUAGAAUAAAAGGCAAGAAACAUAAGGUUGCAAUAGUAGGUGAUCUUAACUUUCCAUAUAUUGAUUGGGACUCCCAUACUGCAAAAGGGCUGGUUGGGAACGAGUUUGUCAAAUGUGUUCAGGAAAGUUUCCUUAAUCAGUAUAUAGAAGUUUCAAUUAGAGGGAGUGUGAUACUAGAUCUCCUAUUAGGGAAUGAGACGGGACAGGUGAUAGAAGUUUGUGUAGGGGAACAAUUUGUAUCCACUGCCAUUAGUUUCAAGGUAGUUAUGGAAAAGAAUAGUACUGGUCCUUGCACUGAGAUUCUAAAAUGACAGCACAGAGUUUGUAUUUUCCUGCCAGAUUAAAAAGCAAGGAUAGCAGGUUUUGGGAACCUUGGUUUUCAAGAGCAUUUGAGGCCCUGGUUAAGAAAGAGAAGGAGGUGCAUCGCAGGUAUAGGCAGGCAGGAGCAAACGAGGUCCUUAAGGAGUAUGAGAAAUACAAGAGAACACCUAAGGAUAUCUGGAGGGUUAAAAGAAGAUAUGAACUUUCUCUUUCAGACAAGGUGAAGGCUCAAUGUGGUAAUCUGUGCAUGGAGGGAGAACGUAAAUGAAUAUUUUGAAUCUGUAUUUAUUCAGAAUGUGUAGAUGUAUGGCAAUGCAGCAGCCAUGUCAUAGACUCUAUGCAGGUUACAGAGGAGGAGGUGUUUGCUGCCUUGUGGCAAAUUUGGGUGGAUAAAUCCCCAGGGCCCAACAAGGUGUUCCACUGAAUGCUGUGCGAGGCUAGUGCUGAAAUUGCAGUGGCCCCAGCAGAGGUAUUUAAAACAUCCUUACCCAUGGGUGAGGUGCCAGAGGAGAGGAGGAUACGUAGUUAAUGCUGUUCUGUUGUUUAAGAACAUCUCUAUGAAUAACUUGAAAUUGUAGGCCGUUGAGCAUGACAUCAGUUGUGGGAAAGUCAUUGGAAGGUAUUCUAUGGUACUGGAUAUCCAAGUAUUUGGAUAGACAGAUACUGAUUCGGGAUAAUCAACAUGACUUUGUGCAUGCUACAGUAAGUUGUGUCUAACCAAUCUUAGAGAGUUUUUGAGGAAAUUAGCAUGAAAGCUGAUGAAGGCAAGGCAGUAGAUGUUGUCUACAUGGACUUUAGCAAGGUCUUUGACAAGGUCCCACAUGGGAGUUUGAUCAAGAAGGUUCAUUUGCUUGGCUGAAAUUGGAUUAGAUAUUGGCUUUGUGGAAGAAGCCAGAGAGUGGUUGUAGAUGGUUGCCUCUCUGGAGGCUUGUGACUACUGGAGUGCCACAGGGAUUGGUGCUGGGUCUGUUGUUGUUUGUCAUCUACAACAACAAUCUGGAUGAUAAUGUGGUUAACUGGAUCAGCAAAUUUGCAGAUGACACCAAGAUUGGGGAUGUAGUGGACAGUGAGGAAGACUAUCAAAACUUGCGGCAGAAUCUGGUCCAGCUGGCGAAAUGGGUUGAAAAACGACAGGUGGAAUUUAAUGUAGACAAGUGUGAAGUGUUGCACUUUGAGAGGACAAACCAGGGUGGGUUUUACACAGUGAGCGGUAGAAUACUGAGGAGUGUGGUAGAACAGAGGGGUCUGGGAGUGCAGGUGGAGUCACAAGUAGAGAGUUGUAAAGAAAGUUUUUGGUAUAUUAGCCUUCAUAAAUCAAUGUAUUGAAUGCAAGAGUUGGGAUAUUAUUGUUAUUGAAAUUACAUAAGACAUUGGUGAGGCUUAAUUUGGAGCACUGUGUUCAGUUUUAGCCACAUACCUAUAGGAAAGGUGUAAAUAAGAUUGAAAGAGUACAUAGAAAAUUUACAAGGAUGUUGCUAGAAAUUAAGGACCUCAGAUGUAGGGAAAAGUUGAAUAGGUGAGGACUUUGUACCCUAGAACAUAGGAGAUUGAGGAAAGAUUUGACAGAGGUAUUCAAAAUUAUAGACAGGGUAAGUGCAAACAAGCUUUUUCCACUGACGUUGGGUGAGAGUAGAACUAGAGGUCAUACAUAAGGGUGAAAGGUGGGAUGUUUAAGGGGAACUUGAGGGGAAACUUCUUUACUCAGAGGGUGUUGAGAGCGUGGAAUGACUUGUUAGCUCAAGAGGUGGAUGCAGUGUCGAUUUCAAGAUUUAGAACAUAGAAUAGUACAGCACAGUACAGGCCCUUCGGCCCACAAUGUUGUGCCGACCCUCAAACCCUGCCUCCCAUAUAAGCCCCCACCUUAAAUUCCUCCAUAUACCUGUCUAGUAGUCUCUUAAACUUCACUAGUGUAUCUGCCUCCACCACUGACUCAGGCAGUGCAUUCCACGCACCAACCACUCUCUGAGUAAAAAACCUUCCUCUAAUAUCCCCCUUGAACUUCCCACUCCUUACCUUAAAGCCAUGUCCUCUUGUAUCGAGCAGUGGUGCCCUGGGGAAGAGGCGCUGGCUAUCCACUCUAUCUAUUCCUCUUAUUAUCUUGUACACCUCUAUCAUGUCUCCUCUCAUCCUCCUUCUCUCCAAAGAGUAAAGCCCUAGCUCCCUUAAUCUCUGAUCAUAAUGCAUACUUUCUAAACCAGGCAGCAUCCUGGUAAAUCUCCUUUGUACCCUUUCCAAUGCUUCCACAUUCUUCCUAUAGUGAGGUGACCAGAACUGGACACAGUACUCCAAGUGUGGCCUAACCAGAGUUUUAUAGAGUUGCAUCAUUACAUCGCGACUCUUAAACUCUAUCCCUCAACUUAUGAAAGCUAACACCCCAUAAGCUUUCUUAACUACCCUAUCCACCUGUGAGGCAAAUUUCAGGGAUCUGUGGAAACGUACCGCUAGAUCCCUCUGCUCCUCCACACUACCAAGUAUCCUGCCAUUUACUUUGUACUCUGCCGUGGAGUUUGUCCUUCCAAAGUGUACCACCUCACACUUCUCUGGGUUGAACUCCAUCUGCCACUUCUCAGCCCACUCCUGCAUCCUAUCAAUGUCUCUCUGCAAUCUUUGAUAAUCCUCUACACUAUCUACAACACCACCAACCUUUGUGUCAUCUGCAAACUUGCCAACCCACCCUUCUACCCCCACAUGCAGGUCGUUAAUAAAAAUCAUGAAAAGUAGAGGUCCUAGAACAGAUCCUUGUGGGACACCACUAGACACAAUCCUCCAAUUUGAAUGUACUCCCUCCACCACCACCCUCUGCCGUCUGCAGGCAAGCCAAUUCUGAAUCCACCUGGCCAAACUUCCCUGGAUCCCAUGCCUUCUAACUUUCUGAAUAAGCCUACUGUGUGGAACCUUGUCAAAUGCCUUACUAAAAUCCAUAUAGAUCACAUCCACUGCACUACCCUCAUCUAUAUGCCUGGUCACCUCCUCAGAGAACUCUAUCAGGCUUGUUAGACACGAUCUGCCCUUCACAAUGCCAUGCUGACUGUCCCUGAUCAGACCAAGAGAAAUUUGAGUAAGUACAUGAAUGGGAGGGGAAUGGAAGGCACUGGUGCAGUGCAAACCAGUGGAAGUAGGCAGAAUAAUAAUCCGGUAUGGAUUAGAUGGGUUGAAGAAUUUCUGUGCCGUAGUGCUCUAUGACACUGUAUUUAAUUUUUGCUGAGCUGUUAAACUGGAUACACUUAUUAUGUAAAUCACUUUAACAUGAGAGGGGUAUU